GAUGCUGCUGUGCAAUUGACCAUAAAAUGACUGAUAUAAAUGUGACAUCCCAUGUGAAAUAGACAGUGAAAUAUGUGACUGUUACCAGUUGAACUGGACUGAAAUAUGUGACUGUCACGUUUCAGUAGGGAGGCAUUCUCCACUUUGAAAUGUCUUGUGCAAUACAUUCUCUCAGCAUCCGUUCAGCGGCAGAAGAAAUAUGCCCGCGGAGUCACGGUCAGUGCAGAUAAAACUGGAAGAGACGGAACAUGGCCAAGAUGAGGCGGUCAAGGGAGGUAAAUCUGCAGACUUAACCAAGGGAGAUAAGUCCGAUCCGACUGAACCCUCCGAAGUGGAACCGUCUGUUGCUGGGAGUGAAAAUGAGACGAAUGAUGUGGCUGCGUCCGUCGAUGUCAAUGGGAAAUCGAUAAGUCCUGCCAAUGUGUUGGAAAAUGUUGAUGGAAAACCCACUGUUGAUGCAACUGAUAAGUCAGCUGAUGAGGUUUCAUCAACAUCAACAUUUACAUCUAAUGGAAAUUCACAGGUCGCGACAACCCAGCAGGCAUUGGUUAUCCCCCAACCAUAUCUCCACUUCCUGCAGCAGACGAUGUUCCAGUCGCAACUACUACAGCAGCAUCAGAGCAUCAUCAAUUCCGUGGACAUGACUGCGCGUCUAGCGGAACAGGCCGAUGAAGUGCAGCAUGGCGAGACGGCGUUCCCACAUCGUGAGCCGGGCCAGCAGCAUGGCAGCGCGGAGGCGAGCGGGGCGGAAAUGUUGUCCGACGACAGCAUGGAGUUCGAGGAUGGCCUCUUCACCGACGACGAACUCGAGGACAUGAUGAAACGGAAAAACGAUGGGCGAAUCAGACACUCAGCGAUGCCAAUUUCUGUUGUAGGUGGUCGGAACGUGAACCAGUACGGCCGGGAGUUCACUAACGGGCGGCCGCUGCCCGACCACCUGCGCGUCCAGAUCCUUCAGCUGGCCUUACAGGGCAUCCGACCGUGUGAGAUCAGCAGACAGCUGCAGGUGUCGCACGGCUGUGUCAGCAAGAUCCUCAACAGAUACCGUAAAACUGGCAGUAUUAAUCCAGGACAGAUUGGUGGCAGUAAGCCGAAGGUGACAACCCCCGAUGUUGUUACUAGAGUUCGACAGUACAAAGCCGAGAAUCCACAGAUGUUUGCGUGGGAAAUCCGACACAAGCUCAUACAAGAUGGUAUUUGCACUGAGAAAAGCAUUCCCAGCAUUAGCUCCAUCAACCGCAUCAUCCGUGACAAGGCCAUGCUGCAUCGGCGAGGCUUCAACUGCAGCUUUGAUGACGAGACGGCGAUUAGCGAGGAUUACACAAUGGAUCCGGAGGCGAUGCAGCAGCUGAUGGCUCAGAUGAGUGCCGCAGGGACCCUCCCACGCUUGACGGGCAGUCCCAAGGACUGCAAGGAAGAAAGUGCCGGCAGCCAGCGGUCCAGCUGUGCUGGGUUUGUCUCUCACUCUGCGGAUGGACUGCCGUCCGCAUCCAGGUCUCCACACUCCCCACCAGCAGACACCACGUCACCGUCAGCAUUGUCACAGUCAGCAUCGGCGUUACCUACAGUAUCAGCAACCACAGCCACAGCAUCUAUUGCAGCAACACCUCCAGUGUCUUUGCCUGUGUACGCAGCAGCAGUAGCAGUAGCAUCACAGCCUGCUGCAGAUGUGGAUGUGACGGCACAUCGAUUGGAGCAGUUAGCCUAUCUAAGUCAUUUACAGUCGCAAGCUAUGAGUGCAGAGAAUUGUGUGAGUGAGAAACUUAGCUUGUCCAGUGUGGAAUCUGUCUCAGGUAGUCGGUCAUCCCCAAACAAGGAUUCGGAGCUUGUCUGUAGGAAGGAAGAAAUUAAGAAAUCUCCAGACUCGUCGUCUAAAGGUUACAAUGGGAAAGGCAGGCUUCAGGCUGUCAUUUCGCAGCUGUCCCUGGCACAGGAAGGACCUGUCAUAGAUGGGGCUCCAGUGUCUAGUUCCACAAAGGAUUGCGAUAGCACGGCUUCGGUGGAAAACAGUGGUAAGCAGGAUGGGCUGUCAGCAUCUGUCGGUGUCAGUGGGAACCUAAGUCCAGCCAACAUAGCGGAGACUUUGAUGAGUUUAUCCCGUCAGCCGGACAUCUCUGCAUUGUCCCCAGUCUCAUCACAUCCCGUCAGUGUGUCAUCCACAUCCGCUGGUUCCAAGUCGCGGGCCUCUCCCGGCAAACAGUCCACCAAAUCAUCACCUCACUCGCUUGGUGCGGCCAAGUUUAAGGUCUCACGCCAUCACAUUAAGAAGGAAUUACCCAUGGAUGGGCAGAUAAAUGUGCGUCCCGUUAGUGCUAAACGUUUUGUGUCGUCCCCACACAUACCACCAGCUAGUGCUGUUGUGAACACGUUUCCCAUGGCUUAUGACAAGAUACCAAGUGUUUACGACUACACACUGCCAGAUCGCGGUCUGGGAAGUGCAACAGCUGCAGCAGCGGCAGCAGUGACGGCAGCGGCUGCAGUUAGGUUCCAGUCGAUGCCACCAUCUGGGGUGAUGAUGGGUUAUUUCCCCUUAGCCUCUCCGGGCUGGACAAUGCCCAGUCCACUUAUUGCUGGGACAGAGGCAGGGGAAAUUUCCACCGGUGGCCCAUUAGAUUUAUCAUCUGGAAAAGAGUUACUGUCAGUUAACUCAAGUGUUGUUCCGUCUGACUCUUCUAACGCCCUUGGUCAAAAGUCUGCAGCUGAAAAAGAAAUAGAAAGGCCGAUAGCUAAAAACUGUGAACCUAUGAAAGAAAAAAGCAGGCAAAAAACUAAAAUGACUUCCCGAGAGGAAACUAAUGUGCCAUCGACUAAACCAAAGUAUGCGAAAAAUGUUUUGCUCUUUGGGGAACAGGAGAUAGAGAUCAUCGCAGUGGAGAAGAACAAAUGGAUUGUUCGUAAUGAGUCAGAACUGUACAGCCUUGCACAAAAAGAGUGCGGGAAGCAUGUGAAUGAUUCUCCUCACUUUGUUAAACAGUCUGUCACCGAGGAGAGCCGACCAAACUCUUACCUGAAUCAUAGUCACAGUGCAGAACAAUCUUCCCCGCAUGACGACAACCGCUCUACCCAGUCAUCACCAUCUAACAGCCAGCCCGCGUCAUCAGCUUUACUCCGGAUGUGUCCAAACAAUACAAAAGGCAUUCCAAUCCCAGUGGUGUCUGGUAUAGUACCUGACGAUGAUGUCGUCUCAAACAAGCGAUUGUCAGAGGGUGUCAUCUCAAACAAGCGAUUGUCAGAUGGUGCCGUCUCAAACAAGCGUUUGUCGGAGGGGUCACUCUCAUUUGUGUCCAGUGCUAAAGUGGCUAAGCAGGAUGAGCAGACUGAGUGUGCGGUGGAUCCCGUGCCCGACUGUAAGCUUGGUGAGCGGUCGUCUGUGGUGAAUGCGGGCUGCCUGGCCUCACAGACACCUGCCUUGAUUCCUAUCGCUGGCCGCAUUAUACCUGCUUUAGACAGUUCCGUCGAAGAGUCACAGGACUUGGCUGUGGUCAGUGAAAACCAAGUUCAUCAAAAAUGUCCUGUCCUUCAAAAAAUGCUUAAGAAUGCAUGUACAUGAAGAUAACCUGAUUCUGUCAUCUUCAUUAUAGAGUCUUAUGUAAUGCAUUACAAAAAUGACAGAUUAAAAAAAAGUUGUGUUCUAGGCUAGAAUUUACCAAGUUCACCAUGCCUCCCACGAAUCCUGAUUCAGAGUUUACGGUUUCCCGUAUUUGUUUGUAGGGAAUAUUGCUUCACACAGCUCAUGUUUGUAGAUGAUCAUAACCAUGUCUUUUAAGUUGUAAAAUCAUGAUGUGUUUUUAUCAGCUGUCAAAAUGUUGAUUAAUGCAGUUCAAUGUGUUUUUUACGACACUUCCUUUCAGUAUCUUAGUGUUGUGGAAUAUAAUAUUUUAAUUACAUUCAUUAUUGUGAGAUUUGUCAACUAUCAUAAUGUAUCCAUGAUUACAUUUCUGUUUUUUAAAUCCAAUUGAAAUCCAGUGUUAAUAUUGUGAUACAGAUGUAUGUGGUUUAAGAUACUGCCAUCAGUUAUACUGAAAACUAUGUUUAUGUCUUAGUACAAUGUUUUUUUUAUUGGUUUCGUUUGUGUAUUUUUUAUUCUUAGCUUCUCGUCUCUGCAGUGUGUUUCAUGAAUGGUUACUGAAUAACUUUUUAAACAGUUGCCAACUAGAAAUAGUUUUCUGUAUAUGUUGUUUUGGGGUUUUUUUGUGUUGGUUACACCAGGUUCCUCCACUAUGUGUACUUUUUAUUAUAUUAGGUUUAUCAUCAUUGUCAUUUAGCACAAAAAAAAAGGAAUUGUCUAUUUAAAAAUUAUUUGUUUAACAUACCUGUUUAGCAUAUUAUCUGAAGCAUUGGAUGCAGUUAUUCAUUAUAUUUUAUAAAUUCAAAGUGAAGUUCAUGAUUGAUAUUAUGAUCAGAUGGUAAACACUGAAAUUAUGAACGGAUGGUAAACACUAAAAUUAUGAACAGAUGGUAAACACUGAAAUUAUGAUCAGAUGGUAAACACUGAAAUUAUGAACGGAUGGUAAACACCAAAAUAAAUGACGGAUGUAACCAUUCAUGAAAUACUAGUAAUAGUUUAUUAUAUAAUUAAAGGUUCUGUCUGUUCUAAUGAAAAUUAUUAUCAUUUUAAUAGAUGUACAUACCCCAGUCUUGAAUCAACACUUAGCACAGUUACAUUUUACAUUUAAUAUCAAUUUAUUUUUCAUGAUAUUGUAAAACUAAAACUUACUAGUAAAGAUAUUGUUUAAGGUUGAAACACACCUGAGCUAUUUGUUGAGAACAGUGGAAUAAUGGUUAGUGGUUAGUGAUAAUGAGAUCACUGAGCUGUUUAAACCCUUAUUGGGAUGCCAACUAAAGUCCAUGUUUUUUAAACUAUCUUAGCACUGCGAAAUCAUAAAACCACUGGGGACUUUGACGUGUGUUGUACAUGUAGUUGCGUCAUAGUAUCCAGCGGUUUUACAAUAUCGUAGUGCUAAGAUAACUUUGAAAAUAUAAGGCUGAUGGGUUAAUGACUAUACCACCAGCGUUGAGCUGACCAAAGUGACUGGACGGCUAUUUGAGUUACCAAUAUGAUUUUAAGUUUCUUAUUUUAAAAAUAAAUUGACUAAAUUUUACAUUGAACAAAAACAAAAUGAAAGUUUUUAUUAUUAUUAUUAUUAUUAUGAUUGCUGGUUAAACAAAUUAAAUUAUACGCAUCUGAUGCUACAUGUAUGUGUGUACAUGUAGUAUCAAAACAAAACAAAAAAGACUGGAAAGGGGGGCGGGGGGGUCUGUAACUUAAAGCAAAUCCCAUUGCAUUAUUCUCUCCUUUGAAAACUUGACAAUCAUUUGCAGUUAUAUAUAAUCUACUUAGGUGAGGUUAUUUUUAGUUACAUGUGAACAUACCCUAUUUACCAGCCAUUGAGCCAUGUUAUGUGUGUGAUCAGUUAGGUGAAAAGCUUACUAGUAAAGAUAUAUUUACUUUUUUCUUAAAGAUAACAUUCUAAAGUGUGAUUGUCACAGUAUGUAUGUAAGUUUACUAUGUGACUAUAUUCAAGGUAAUAAUUUCCAAUUUUAAAAAUAAAUGAUAUUCUACUCAAUAUUUCCAUAUUUCUAAGACAGGAUCUUUAAUUAUUAGUUAGUAUUUCUUUGAUGUGUAGUGUGUGCCCGGUAAUCAGAAAUCCAAACUAGCAGGAAAUUAAAUAUAUCUGCUUAUUUGUACCUAUACAAUAUAUUUACUACUUUAACUGACCGUCAAUCAACAGUAUUCCUUUGAUCUACAGAAAGCCAAAUACACAAUCAUCUGUUUAUAUCACUGUCAUAUUACAUGUAGAUCUAGGUUGUUUGUUACGCUGUUAUUUUUAUCACUUUAAUUCCUUUAACAUUUAGUGCUUUUGGACAAUCUGCAUGCAGUUUUACCCAUUUUUAAUUUUAUUUUAGCAUAUAAUAGAAUUAGUGGGAUAAAAUUUUAAAUUGUAAUUUUGUAAUUGUUAAUUUGACGUAAUUAUUUGUUUAUUAAAAGACAUAUAUGAUUCUGAAUAGUCUGAUCAGUAACAUAUUUUAAAACCAGGGCCAUAGCUAGGGGUUUUUUUUUGGGGGGGGGGUAAAUACUCAUUCUUUUUCUGCAAUCCCGGCCAUGUCAGAUGGGUAGUCCAGUAUUGUGGACAAAGUCCACCGUCUGCCUUAGUGAUGUCGCCGGUCCCCACAGCUUCAGUAAAUACAAAUACUGGUUAUUGAUAUUGACGUUUUAAUUAUGUAACCUCCCUGAAAUGGCUUCAAAAUGGUAUUCAGAGCUUUUAGAUUUCAAAUUCUCCUGUGGGGCAUACCCCCGGACCCCUAGUGUCUUGCACUCUCCAUGCUCGUUCGUUCCAAACAUUUAUCUGCUCCCAUACCCCCGGACCCCUAGUGUCUUGCACUCUCCAUGCUCGUUCGUUCCAAACAUUUAUCUGCUCCCAUACCCCCGGACCCCUAGU
Gigantopelta aegis is the source of this 6440-nucleotide messenger RNA. RefSeq lists its product as uncharacterized. Gene Ontology annotation, molecular function: RNA polymerase II cis-regulatory region sequence-specific DNA binding; DNA-binding transcription factor activity, RNA polymerase II-specific. Gene Ontology annotation, biological process: regulation of transcription by RNA polymerase II; anatomical structure development. The coding region runs from base 200 to 3550 and encodes 1116 amino acids. NCBI's taxonomy places the organism in Eukaryota, Metazoa, Mollusca, Gastropoda, Neomphalida, Peltospiridae. The transcript is spliced from 7 exons. The record is from RefSeq and is a predicted model, not a curated record.